This is a messenger RNA of Drosophila miranda, 2283 nucleotides long. Its product is annotated as mucin-5AC-like. Lineage: Eukaryota; Metazoa; Arthropoda; Insecta; Diptera; Drosophilidae. Bases 1 to 2109 code for a protein of 702 amino acids. The transcript has 6 exons. The record is from RefSeq and is a predicted model, not a curated record.
AUGUACGAUCUGUUUCGAAAGCCCAUCUUCAGUGGUGCCGGUCUGCGAUACCGGGUAAAGAAUCACUUUGCAGCCCUGAAGUGGGACACCGCUAAGGAGGAAUCUCCACUAAGCGAGGAAACGGCAGAGCAACCUAAACCUUUGAAGGCUCCCUCUGUGGAACCGGACAAGGAGGACGAUAAUAGCCAAAGCAUUCCAAAGAUCGACGAAAACAAUGGGGGAUCGGUUAAUCCCACAGCCGACGCCCCUGAGGCGGACGUUGAGGAGUCCAAUGCCAACAGCCAAGUCAUAACAGAAACAACAGAAUCUGCCCGUCGGAAGCAACAGCAGCAGCGAGAGCUGGAGAAAACCGGAAAGGACAAACAGGGCCAGAAAAAACUAGCCACACCCAUAACCAUACCCACGGCUCCGGAAGCUCCUGAAGAGGCGACGCCACCUCAGGAGGUGGUUCCACUUCCACCCACCACAUCGAGUUUUCAGACAAUUCGCAUAAGUGCGCCUCCGCCCUCGGCUGGCAGACUGGUCAGCUCGCUGCUAUCAGCCAGCUCGGCCGAAUCCAGCCAGAACCCUGGCAAUACCAAGAUUUUCUCCUUCCUGUAUCCGCACCGCUAUCAGCGAUCGUAUGGCGACGUGGGGCUGGACUUUUGCUGCCCCAAUCUGGAUGGACCGAUGCGAGCCAUUGACCCGACGCGUUUGCAUGCCACGGCGCAGGUGCCUGUGCUGGAGCUGCCGCAGUUCAUGGUUAUCACGACGAAGAUCAUCUCCAAGGCGGAUAAGGAUCUGCCCCACAAGGUGCGUGCGAAGCUGGCGCAGCUGGAUAAGACUGGAGGGAAGUUGGUGGGGCAGACGGUGCGCAUGAGCAUGGACUCCAGUGAGCCGUCGAUUCUAGUGGCAGUGCCGUCGUCCAACCUUGGUCCGGCUCCUCGGACUCUUCCCGCCUUAAUUCCCAUUUCUAACCCUCCGCCACCCACCGCACCACCUGCGCCCACCGCUCCACAUGCACCCACCGCUCCACCUGCACCCACCACAACUCCUGCACUUCCAGUUUCUCAUGAUGACAUCGUUCAAUCCUUGACCAAGCACUUGCCACCUGCCGCCAAUCUGCCCAAGGACAAACAACGGGUGGAGCUGCAGACACGAGUUCAGAUAUUCGACCUGGUGCUCCAGAUCCUAAGCAGACGCGCAACCACACUGACCAAGGUAGAGCGACAGCGCACCAUUGAGGAGAUUGUGAUGACCAGCACCCUAAUGCCCAUCGACGUUGAUGUGGGCACCAAGCUCCUUGAGAACUACGUCUAUUACCUCAACCGAGCUACUAACAUCCAGACGCCCCUGCCCUCGCUUUGCCUCAACCCUGUGGUAACAACAGCUGCUACUCAGAGUGCGCCCACAGUCGCCAGUCUUGUCGGCAUCCCGGCGGUGGCCAAGAGUAAAGUCAGCACUGCAUCUGCAUCUGCAACUGCAACUGCAACCCCUUCCGCACCCGCACCAGCAACGAAGAAGCCAGCACAAAAGCGCAGUUCUCUGCCAGCCGGCAUUCCGGUGUACGAUUCGGAGAAGAACAUCAUUGGAUAUCAGUGCCCGACACCGAACGCUUCGUUUGUCACUCGACCAACGCCCAUGGCCAGCAGGACUCCACUGGGACCCUCCGCCUCCACGGCAGCCCAUGGUGGAAGCAAGUCGGCCAGAUCGAGUGUGCAGCUAAAACAGAACAAGAAAACGAAAACUACGGCUGGAAUGCCUAUGAAAGCAGGACCAAAAGGCAGCACUGGAAAUAGAGUUGGUUCAGGGACGAUCAUUUCCAUUCACCCAGAACAGAAAACACUCCCUGCAAGGCCAGGUGUAGCCCAAACGAUUGCUGCAUUAUCGGAGACUCCUCAGCCCAAUGCGGUGGCUGUGCCUGUCCCUGUGCCUGUGCCGGGGUCAACGUCAAAGUCUGCUGCCCCAACAUCGAGCGGGCGAUCCGCUGGAUUGAAUCAAACGCGCAGUCCGAAUGUGUUUAUCAUUAACCAGAUGUCCCCCCAGGCAGAGGAGAUCAUACUGCCCGAUUCCAACAAUGUUGUGCCAAUGGAAGCGGAGAUCAAGGUUGGGCAGGUCUUGAGUGUAUAAUUGAUUAAAAAAGAGAAAAGGAAAAGUAUUCUAAGUUACUUUAAAACGUUUUUGAUUAAGAUGAAUUACUCAAAUGCAUCGUUGAUCGCAAGAAGAGAAUUAUGUAGUUCUACAAAUGAAGAAACAAAUUAUUGUUAAAAUAAAUGGAUGUAAUCAACUGUUUUUUAAUCUAAA